AUGAUGGGACAUAAGAGUCUGGAGAUGAUUGAUGCUUUAAAACGGCACAGAAAGCCUACAUGCCUACAUGUCUUCGCUGACGGAGAGGACUCAGAGAGAAGCCCCGAAGACAGCGUUUAUCUGGACCACAGCAAGGAACACUCGAAAAGCGAGGACAGUGCCGUGCAGAGCCUCACCUGCCCCAGGGCAGAGAGCGGUGAGGUGUGGCUGCCGGACCACCUGACCCCGUCCUGGGUGUGUCUGCCCAACGACCAACCAGUGCUCACCACCAUCCAGCCCGGGGACUCUGCCCUGUGCCUGCUCGAGACCAUCAGCAAGGCGCACGACCUGGAUCCGACCAAACACUAUCUGCGUCUCAAGUUCCUCAUGGAAAACCAGGUGCAGUUCUACAUCCCCAAACCAGAGGAGGACGUGUGCGACCUCGUAAGUGCUCCCCCCAACAUCCUCCCAGCACAAAACCAUUUAUGA
Messenger RNA from Knipowitschia caucasica, 468 nucleotides. The record is from the annotation of a GenBank genome assembly. NCBI's taxonomy places the organism in Eukaryota, Metazoa, Chordata, Actinopteri, Gobiiformes, Gobiidae.